Messenger RNA from Cherax quadricarinatus, 1254 nucleotides. Its product is annotated as leukocyte elastase inhibitor. The record is from RefSeq and is a predicted model, not a curated record. Lineage: Eukaryota; Metazoa; Arthropoda; Malacostraca; Decapoda; Parastacidae. Gene Ontology annotation, molecular function: serine-type endopeptidase inhibitor activity.
GGGAGGUGGGUGACGAUGACCUGGCGUGUGUUGUGUCUACUGGUGGUGACACUGCUGCCCACUCCUGCCAUUCCCUGGACCCACCGAGCAGGUAGGGCAGCUGGGCCAGUCAGCAGUGGGCAGAGGUUCUACCAAGCUCAUUUCCGCUUCACCCUGGACCUAUAUGGUGCUCUAGUCAACCAGUCAACUCAUCCCAACGCUAAUAUGCUCUUCAGUCCCGUAGGUGUGGCUGCCAUCCUCUCUCCCCUGCUACACACUCAGGACCAGCUGGUAACACAGCAGAUAAGACAGGUGCUGCAGUAUAGCAACAUGAGUACAGAGGAGAUACAAGAGGGUCACACAGCUAUGAUCAACAACUUCGCUGACGUCUACUACAGUAGUGACCUUCGCCUGGCCUACAACAUCUUCCUGCAGGAGGCGUCAACUUCUGCACAAUCUGCGCUGCGUCUCUACCCUCCCUCCACCACACAGGAGGUCAACUUCCACACCAACGGUACCCAGGUCAUGCGAGGUAUCAACCAGUGGGUGGGCGUGGAGACGGGCGGGCUGGUAGGGGCACCACUAGUACACACGCCCACCGCCCAGGUGGAGGCACUGGCUGUCCUGGUUGUGUAUUUUUCUGGUAGAUGGUUGCAUAGAUUUGACCGCAACCUGACCUUCGACAAGGGCCUUUUCUACAUCACCUCACAGGAGAGGUUCGAGAUUCCAAUGAUGGUGGGACGUCUGGAGUUACCACUUGGUUAUUCACCUGACCUGGAAGUUCGAGUCCUGGAGCUACCCUUCGUGGGUAGAAAGGUCUCUAUGUUCAUUCUCCUACCAGAUCAUGCUGACCUCGGCCUCACCAACCUUGAGCGAAACAUCACUGCUGACAAUAUUAAGGCUCUCUUUUCUACUCUCAAGGACGAGCGUGUGAACCUGAGACUACCAAGGUUCAGAGUGGACGUGGUACCACCCCUGCAGGACGCCCUGGUAUCACUGGGACUGACUGCUGUCUUCCCCACCACCACUGACACAACCCCAAGCCUCCUCCUCCAUGACUUCCUCCAUAGAGCCGUGUGUGAGGUUGUGGAGGAAGGAGAUGACUGGUCUCCACCCCAGGUCCCCGGAGGUGACCAGGUGGGAACUUUCGGUGACAAGUACUUCGAGGUGGAUCAUCCUUUUAUCUUCUUCGUCUGGGACUACAUCGGCAGCAGUGUAGUGUUGAUGGGUCGUAUUGUCACUCCGGAGCCCAUCAUUCUCACCCACGAUAACUAA